UGAGUACAUUAUCUGUAAAUUUUUGUUCUUGAAGUGGACUUCUCCUUUAAGACUUCUCUCUAUUCCUUAGUAAAAGUUUGUCUCAGCAGCUUUGUGAAUAGGUUUUAAAGGAGUCAUUGGAUGCAAAGUUCACUUUUACAUGUUGCUUAAACAUUAAUGUGUGUUGGCAGUGUAUGUACAAAUCUACCCUAUAAUGAUAAAAGUCCAUGCAGUGAUUUUUAAUUAAUCUGUAAAAAUAAUAUCCCCUUUUGCAAAUCGAGCCAUUCUCAGAUGUCUGUCACACCGACAGAGGCUGCUCCCACAAUAGUUGAUUGACAUGAGCGUCUUACCUCAGAUCAGCUGUAACAGUCCGACCUCCAUUGUUUCGAUGCCAGAGCAGGGAUGUAAGUUAGACAAGAAACACUCUGAUUGAGCGACUGAGGUGUUGUGUUGCUGGAUGUAAUAAUGAACAUAUUGGUUGUCAUUUACUCCCGACAUCUGAGCCGCUGAAGAUGCAAUGGAUUACAUUUGUUUAUGAAGGGAAUGCGCCUCCUGAUCUACAUAAAUGUGUCUAUGUUCGCGCAAAUCAUUUGUGAUCCAGCUUCACCUACAGCAGAAAUGAGUAUAAGGUUUUUUUUAUGAAUCUCUGCAAUCACCUUUCCUAAUAACGUGCUAGUUAGCAAGUUUCGCGGCUAAAUGCGCUAAAUGCGGCUAAAGUAAACCUUUUGAGCAGCUUGUUACUCCACAGAGAGAAGAGAGGGGUGGGGCGAGCAGAGCUCAUUUGCAUUUAAAGGAACAAUCCAUCAGAAUGGGUUGAUUUUUGCAGAGCUCAUUUUGACAAGGUAAAAAGGGUGUUGUUUUACACAACCAUUGAGAAUUUUUAAGCAAAGUAUAUUAUAGACCCUAAAGAAUCAUACCAAUUUGUGGAAAAUGGGCAUCCGAUGACCCCUUUAGGACAAAACUCUUAAAAAAGCUAAAACCUUUUACUGCUAUUUAUGAGAACUCUUAGUAAUAAGAUAAAAUGCUUUGUGAAUACGGGCCCAGAAGUUUAAACUAAUAUGGCUUUAAAGUGCAAGUUUUUAAUGCGAUGCACAUGAUAAUCAAAACCAAACGGACGUUUUUCGGCAGAGUAUCUGAAGUAAGAGCUGUAAAACAGGAUUGACAGGUUUUCACAACAAAACCCGCCCAAUUGCUACUCAAAACUAGCCCAAAAGUAUCCCAACUGCGUUUUCGAGGGGGUUCCCAGGGGUAAAAUACAUGUUUUGUGGUGGGGUUCUUAAGACUUGUAUUACAUAUUGUGAAAAGGGGCAUAAUAGGUGUCCUUUAAGUUGUCUUUAACAGUCUGUCUUUAAAAUUUAUCCUAAAAUGUAUCCAUUUAUCCUGAUGAGUCUUUGGGUGUGGCCCACAAUAUCCCAUAUUCUUAAAAUUUCAACAUUCAAAAUUUGCAUGGAAAUGGACAACAGGACAUUAUAUGGAAACCUGCAAAUUUUCCUGAAUUUUCAGUGCUUGAAGGCACUAUAAUUCAGCACAGUGCUACUCCAACCAAAGAAGCUUUUUUAAAAUUGGCUAUUUUGCAACAGCAAGUGUUCAUACCCCGAGGAAAUGGGAGGGAAUUAUGACAGGAAAUACUGGUUUGUUAUGAAACACUAGCAGGAGCCAUUUGUGAUGUUUAGGUAUAACUAGCUUUUGCAGUCCUAUCAGUUGUCAUGCUUCUCCUCCCCCUCUUGUUUUUCCUUCCACAUACGCUCUCUCUUUAGCUCAUGUAUGAGUCAGCAAAACGCUUGUUUUAUGCGGGAGCUUCAUGGCCAGUGGAAGUGAGAGUUGCUGUGACAUCAGCAUCAUGUGUGAAAGAUGAUCCAGGGUUGGUGACUGAAGCAGGCAGAGAAGGGUGAGAUGCAGGUUCAUGCAGGGUUGUGGCCCCUGCGGCUAGAUUACGCCUGUACCGGCUGAAUAUAUGUCAGCACGCAUGCCCUGUUACACCUCACCAUAUGUGUCCAAAGGUCUGUUAUGCCUUGUGCAACUUCACUCAGUAAGACGAUUAGAGGGAAAGCAGUUGGAAGAAGGAGUGAAACAGCAUUACUUCUGUAUUAAAAAUAACAAUGGCAUUAGUGUUCCUACCAGCACUGGCUCGUAUGGCCGUAACUGGCGGCACCCAUGGAAACGAGAUGUCCGGUGUGUAUGUGGUGCAGGAGAUGGAGCGACAGCGGAAAGAGAAGGGAGAGGGCGCAUGGCCGAUUCCUGUUACAACCGUGCUGUCAAACCCACGGGCUGUGAAAGAGUGCAGAAGAUACGUUGAAACUGAUAUGAACCGCUGCUUCAACACAGACACGCUGAGUUCUCCUAUUACAGACAGCAGCCCGUAUGAAGUCCGGCGUGCACAAGAACUGAACAAACUGAUGGGGCCGAAAGGAUCCAAAGAUGCAAUAGACUUGAUCUGUGACCUUCAUAACACCACGUCUAACAUGGGUCUUACACUCAUCCAUUACACAUCCAGUGACUGGGUGACCCUGCACAUCUGCAAAUACUUACAGACUAAGAUAACCAAAGUGCCUGUGAGAGUGCUGGUACUGGAUAUCCCGAUUAGUGAUGCUUAUUCCUUGGAGUCUGUUUCCAAGCAUGGCUUUUCAAUAGAGGUCGGGCCGCAGCCGCAAGGUGUCGUCAGAGCCGACAUCUAUAUGAUUAUGAAAGAGGCCGUCGACUUGACAAUAGACUGGAUCCACAAAUUCAACUCAGGUACUGUAAGACCUAAACAGAUGUGGUUGAAGUGUGUUUUAUUUCUAAAUAUGUUGUUUUCAGGAACGGUGUUUGAAGGCGGGGAUGUGGAAGCCUUCGAGUUUAUCAAGAGUGUUGAUUAUCCUAGAGAUCCAGAGACUCGGACUCUCACUGCUGCCAUUCAUCCUCAGCUACAGGAUAGAGACUUCUGUCUCCUUAAGCAGGGUGACCCAUUAUUUUUGUCAUUUUCUGGAGAAACCGUGAAGUACAAGGAAAAAGAGCCACUUCAUCCUUUCUUUAUCAAUGAAGCUGCCUACUAUGAAAAGGGAAUCGCUUUUCAUUUGGGAAAAAAGAUGAUGCUGACGGUUCCAAAGGUGCAAGUGCAGAAAGACUGAGAGCUGAGAGAGAAAAGAUAUUAAAUAUAUCAAUCAGAUGAUUUUAACAAUCACUUACAACUCAGGUGUUCACUAUGUACUUAUUACAGCUGUAUGACAAGGAAUGGCUCAUGUACCUGCUGCUAAAACACAAGCAACAAUGGUUUGGAUGAAAAGAUUUUUAUUGUGACCAGAAGUGUUCACUUGACAGGAGUGUGUACAAAACUGUAUAAAAAAGGCAAAA
Messenger RNA from Labeo rohita (rohu), 3309 nucleotides. RefSeq names its product N-acyl-aromatic-L-amino acid amidohydrolase (carboxylate-forming) B. NCBI's taxonomy places the organism in Eukaryota, Metazoa, Chordata, Actinopteri, Cypriniformes, Cyprinidae. Gene Ontology annotation, molecular function: hydrolase activity, acting on ester bonds; aminoacylase activity. The coding region runs from base 2079 to 3086 and encodes 335 amino acids. The transcript has 7 exons. The record is from RefSeq and is a predicted model, not a curated record.